CCCAAUUUUACAAUGUGGCUCCCGCUUUCGAGUGCAACUUUGUUUUGCCUUUAAAAAAUUUUCCAAUGAAGGCAGGGUCCUUCUAAACCAUAUAACAAAAAAUUUGAAGGGGGGUUAGGGGGUUUUUGGACAGUUUCUUCUUAGAGAACACUCACGCUUAUCUCUUUUGGAACACACAGUUUCAACGGAUCAGACAUUUCGGGCUCUGUCAGGUCUAGACCGUAAUUUGAUUCAGGUUCAAGCUCGAUUGGAUUUGGAAAAUCUAUAGAGAACGUGAUUGUAACUUUUUAAUGUAUAAAUUAAAGACAUAAUCUUCCAUACACCCUCAUCUAUCAAAUGGAUAAACAAUACUAAUUAUUUUUUCAAAAAUAUUAUUUAUUUAUAUAUAUAAAUUCUAAAUAUAAAUGUCACCAAAAAAUGCAUUAAAUUUCUUAUAGCUUAAAUUAUUAUAUACGAUUUUAACAUUCUUACUCAAAUAAUUUAUAAGUUCUUGAGUUUCUUUUUUUAAUAUAAGCUACCCAAAGUACCUGCAUUAUUUAAAAUGUCUAAAUUAAGAAUAACACAUUCAUUUAAUUUUACUUUAGCAGGCAAUUUAUCUUUCAUAAAUAAACCUUUAAAAUAAGAUAUUUUAAGCUUUUGUGCAUAUUUUACCAAUUCAAAAUGGAAUAAGGCUCUAUUGGGUAGCUUUAUUGGUAUUUUUUUUUAAAAAGCCUCCCUUGGCGUGUUUUCUUAAGUAAAGCCUGGAUCCUUGGCUGCCUAUUUCGUCCAUGAUUUGGUUAUGUAAUUUUUUUCUUCCAGUUUCUUUUUAGCAUUUCUUGUACUCGUAACAGUUUUAGCUACAGCGCUUGCGCCGCCCGCAAGCGAACCAAAAAGCCCUUAAGCCGGAUUUAUAGUUCUAAAACGUAGCCGUAGUCGUUGCAGUUGCAGUUGCCCUAUAGGGGCAAAACCAGUCUGUGAUUGGCUGGAGGAUGUUUGCAGUAGCAUCCAAGGUCGUUGUCGUAAAUUGUCGUAAGAGACGACCAACUUUUAUCUUUUCUUGCGGCAACGACUACUACAGCCAAUCAAAUUGCAGGUAUUGCAGAGAUUUGUAAUAACUUAAAGUUGGCAACAUAAGUUGGUACGUGUUUGUUCUGUGAGCGUCAUUUUGUGGCAAAAGAAUUUAUUGUGCGUUUGAUUUUGAAAAUAAAUAAUAUUUAUAAACUUUUUCUCCGCGGAACGAACGUUUAGUUAAGUUUUGACAAUGGAUAUUGCAUUAUUUAUAAUUAUGAUUCAAUCGUUUCCGCAUUUAUGGGACUUGAAAAAUAAAGAUUAUAAAAAUGCGGAAAUGAAGGAGCAGAGUUGGCUGCAGAUGGCAUGGGCCAUGGAGUCCAAUGUUUCUGAUUGCAAAAAGCUAUGGAAAAGUCUGAGGGACCGCUACUCUAGAGAGAGUCGAAUGCUACCUUCAGGCUCCGGCAGUGGUACAUAUAGAUGGGAGUUUUUUCAAGCCAUGUCUUUUUAUAAUAAGUGCUUAGUUCGCAGAAAGAGAGUUACAACCACACAAAGAGUGCCUGCAGAGGUGGCACCAUCGACUUCAUCUAAGGACACCAUUGAAGCAAACCCCUGGAGCUCUCUGGAGCAUUUAAUGCCCACUGAGUCCAUGCAGGAGUACGAGGAAGAAGGCAAUGAAGAGGCAGAGUCACAGGCAGAGUCGCAGGCAGAGUUGCAUGAUACCCCUGACCUGGUGUCUCCAACACAUCAUCUCGGUCCAUGUCGGCAACUGCUUCAACCCGGCCGACCUCCAGGGCAGAAACCCCUAUCAGAGGACAUAAACGCAAGGGUCCAGAUAUCAAGGACUUACUGGAUAUAGCUCGAGGGAUUUCUACAGGGAUUCAAAACAUGAGACGUCCUGAGGAAACAGUUGGGAUUAAUGAUCAUGCUGUGGGCUAUAUAAAGUUAGUUCUUGACUCUUUAGAACCAAGUCGUGCUUUUAAAUUACGAAGGGCAUUACUACAGCUGACCCAAGAUGCAGAAGAAGAGGAUCUUCUCCAAAAAAGAAAAAAAAAUAUAGUAUAAUUUUAAAAUACAUUUAAUUUUGUUUUAAUACUCCAUCCUCGCAAUAUCACAAUAGUUAAAGGAGGUCAUACUAAUUAAUUGGCAGUUAAAUUUCACCUUAAGUCACGCUAUAGGGGGAGGGUGGUCAGACAAUUUGUGA
This is a messenger RNA of Brassicogethes aeneus, 2191 nucleotides long. The record is from the annotation of a GenBank genome assembly. NCBI's taxonomy places the organism in Eukaryota, Metazoa, Arthropoda, Insecta, Coleoptera, Nitidulidae.